CUCGAUGACCGUUACAACGUACACGAUGUUAUGGUUGUUGUUGUAGUUGCUGUGCCUAGCCUAGCAUGUUUAAUUAGUAACAUAGCGUGAUACACCUUUGGUUAUACUUCAAUGAAACCGUUCGACUCAGAUGAGGAGGAAGCCGAGCAGCUGGCAGCUUACCAAAAGGAGCUGAUACAGCGGGCCAACCAGAGCAUACAGCAGCUGGGCAGUACUCUGGAGCAGCUGAACCCUGAUGGAGAAGAGGCGGAGGAGUUCAGAGGCACUGAUGGCAGCCUUGUCACCAGCAUGGUCGAAGAGGACAAGGCUGCAUGGAGCCAAAAGACACAGAGCGAAGCAGUUAAUCAGCUGAAGAGCCUUCUACUGAAGCAGUGCAAAGAAAUUCCCUCUGCUCUCUCUCCUUCAAAGAAACAGUCUUCAUCCAAGAGAGUACAGCAGGAGGGAAGGUCCAGUUUGCCUACUUUUCAGGAUUUGGUCCCAAUGAUUCACAACCAGUCAGAGUACAUCAAACACCUUGAAGCUGAGGUCAAAUUCUGCAAAGAAGAGCUGCAGGGGAUGAAACAGCGGAUCAGAGUGGUGGUGGUGGAGAAUGAGAAGUUGCAUUCAGCCCUCAAAUCCAGAGCUGAGGGUGAUUCACUGAGAGACUACACAUUACAAAACUCCACGGUGAAUGAGAGUCUGGCAGCCAACAGACACAUAGGCUCCGAUACGAGCCACAGCAUGCUGCAGAAGGCAGAACACACCCCAUGGAAAAAUGAGCUGGAACAAUUGAAAGUGAUCUACCAGGCUCAGACUGAAAGCUUGGAGGCUCAGGUCAUCUCCCUCAGGAAGGAUCUGUCAGUCAGUCAGAAGGAGUGUGAGGAGGUGAAGGUUCGGCUGAGACACAGGGAGAAACAAGCUGCAGAGGCACUGAGGGCUGAUGGAGCUUCCCGUGUGGCGGGAUUGUGUCUGAAGUGUGCACAGCACGAGGCUGUAUUGGCUGGGACUCACACAAAUCUGCAUGUCCAGGCAAUUGACAGGCUCACAAAGGAGCGUGAUGAAUUACUGGUGGCUCUGCGAGCGGUGCGGGCUAGUCAGCAGGAGGCGCAACAAAGGGAGUGGUCAGCCUGUCUUCAGGUCAAACAGGCUGUGGAGAUGGCAGAAGAAGCAAAUCUGUUCAAAGCUAGGGUGGAGGUACAAUGUGAGCAGUUGUCCAGGGAGCUGGCUCGACACCGGGAACAACUAGAGCGAGAAGCACAGGCCCUACAGGAGAGACUGGCUGAGGCCAGAGAAGAGGGCCGAGCUGAGGCCCGCAAACAGAAAGAGGAGCUGUCACAUACGGUGUCCAGCCUCUCCCAGCAUGUUGCUGAGUUGGAGGGACAGCUAGACAGAGCUCACAGAGACAGGAGCACACUGACCAAUCAGCUGGAAGAUAAUCUUCGCAAAUUUACCAGUCAGGAACAAGACAAUACCAAGGUGUGUGUGGAUCUGCGAUAUCAGCUCAGCCAGGCCCAACUGAAGAGAGAGGAGGCAGAGAGAGCGCUCCGAGAGCUCAACACCAAGACCAGCAGACAGAUAGAAAAGGCUGCACAGGAAGUGGAAAGGCUGAGCUCAGAGCUGGUUGGCUGUCGGCAGCAUCUGGAGGCGGUCCAAAAGGAUGGGAGCCAAUGGCAGGCCGAAGCCCUGAGCCUAGCAGAACAGCUGGCAAAUGCCCAGCGCCAACUGCACCUCACCAGACAGGACAGAGAAAGUGCUGAACGGGCUCAUGAGGAGGAAAUGGCGUCUGUGACCCUUUCAGCACAGGAGAGGGAGAGAGAGCUGGCUGUGCUGCUGGAGCGAACAGAGGCUGAACACCUGCAGAGAGUUGGAGAGUUGGAUGGUCUGCUGAGUUCCCAGAAUUCCUUGAUCGGGAAGCUGAAGGAUGAGUGCUGCGCGCUGGGAGUCAAACUGGAGGAGCUGACGGGAAACAGCAGAAGUGAGAUGGAGCAGCUGGCUCUGGAGAAGCAACACCUAGAGGAGACCGUUAAGAGUCUGAGAGCUCGCUGCUCCGACAUGGAGGAACAGUGUGUCCAACACGGCCGCAUGCACCAGCGCAUGAAGGACAGACUGCAGCAGUUGGACCGUCACUGUCAGAGCAGUGCCCAGCAGGUGUGUGAGCUGCUGGCCAAACAGAACCAGCUGAUGCAGGAGAGAAACACACUCACCGAGGAGAUGCAGAACCUACACGCAGAGCUCCCGAACACGAGACGAGUCGAUGCUCUGGCCACAUGAAUCUUCCCUGCCUGUUUCCUCCUCUCAUCUCAUCGAUCUGGAUGUUUUCACUGUCAGAAAUCUCCUGUUGGCAAGAACAUAUCAGACUGUUUUUUACCCAGGAUAAUGUGCAGGGAGACAGGUGUGUUCAUCCAUUUUGUACUCAGGUACACUGUAUAAUCACAAAUGUUUUGUUAUCACAACUUUUUAUGUUUUCCGAUGGACUGUGGUUAGAGGUACUAGGAUGUUUUUUGUUUUUUUUUUAAUUAAAGCAAAAUCAUUGGUGCACAUCUAUGAACUUUCAGAACAUCCUAAUUUUUUUUUAAUACAAGUUUUCUGCAUUUUCUUCUACUCAGAACAAAUAUAGUGUUCCACAUUUUUAUGGGAAAAACAAUGAGCCUCAACUGUGAAGAAUAUUUCAAGUGUUCAUUUCUAUUUUAAAAUGUUUGAGCUGAGUUCAAAGUUCAGAGGAUAACCAAUAACAAGUCGACACCAUUGCAGCAGAUUGACAUAGUGCUUUAUUGAAGCUGUCUGUAAGAAGGAAAAUAAUGUGCAUCCCUAUCAUAUACAUUUUAUGUGUAAAAAUACUAAGGAUGUACAGUGUAAAAAACAGCUUCAUGUUGAUGGUAAUUUGUUGUUUUCACAUCCUCGCGGCCUCAGCGGCCAGCAGCACUGCUUCUUAACAGCAUGAGGGACAGAAAAAGGCUGUUUGAUCGAUCUGCUGCGUUUCCCGACACUGUCUCAGAGUCAACGUCAUCUCUGCUCCGCCGACAUGACGCGGAGCAGAGCUGACUUCAGUGCUUCAGGGAAACGUGGCCCACUCUGCGAACAGCUGGUGGCUGUCCAGAAAUGUCUCACACAACUGUAAAGCUACAGUAGAAGGACAUGGACGUGGAGUUAGAACUCAAUUACACUUUGUAAUAUUUGUACAUGUUUGCCGUUUUUUGUUUGCUGUUUAUAAAUAAAUGCAUCUCAUGCUUGUUCAUGUUAAUAAUCAUGAUGAUAGUAG
Chelmon rostratus (copperband butterflyfish) is the source of this 3238-nucleotide messenger RNA. It is a transcript of the gene sdccag8, whose product is annotated as SHH signaling and ciliogenesis regulator sdccag8. Lineage: Eukaryota; Metazoa; Chordata; Actinopteri; Chaetodontiformes; Chaetodontidae. Gene Ontology annotation, biological process: centrosome cycle; neuron migration; tube formation. The record is from RefSeq and is a predicted model, not a curated record. Bases 112 to 2250 code for a protein of 712 amino acids. Gene Ontology annotation, cellular component: centrosome; centriole. The transcript has 18 exons.